Messenger RNA from Pisolithus orientalis, 636 nucleotides. RefSeq lists its product as uncharacterized. Lineage: Eukaryota; Fungi; Basidiomycota; Agaricomycetes; Boletales; Pisolithaceae. The transcript is spliced from 3 exons. Bases 1 to 636 code for a protein of 211 amino acids. The record is from RefSeq and is a predicted model, not a curated record.
AUGGCCAGUAGAACAACAUAUGCUCCUAAGCCCUCCAAGCAUCCAGAGCUUUACAUGGACACGAUCACGUUCCUAGCGGAAAAUUGUUUGUUUAAGGUUCCUCGGAAGCCAUUAGAAGAGGAAUCGACAGUCUUCAGAGACAUGUUUCUUCUCCCGCAAUCCGAAAAUGAGAUGAUGGAGGGCCAGGAUGAUGCUGGACCAGUAGUCUUGCACGGUGUUUCCAAGGAUGAUUUUGAAUGCCUGUUGAAAGUUCUAUUAUGCAGAGCGUUUGGGCCAAAUUUGGACCUACCACUUAGCCUCACCAGACAAUGGAUAUCUGUCCUCAAGUUGUCCACGAUGUGGGAAUUUACAAACCUUCGCAUGACAGCCAUGUGUUGGCUGGAUAACGAUGCGACUCUUGACCACGUUGAAAAAAUUGUGCUUGCCACGCAAUAUGGCAUCAAGCAAUGGCUACUGCCUUCUCUUUUCGCGUUGGCCCAGAGACCUGAUCCGAUCAGUGUUGAGGAAGGCACACGUCUAGGUAUUGAAACUGCAUUGAAGUUGGCAUCAGUGCGAGAGCAACUGAAGCUGGAGAGCGUGUAUGGGUAUGACGCCAAGGGGGGUUCUGAGCUUCUACAGAAGGUCUUCGAGCUAUAG